GCACGAAAGCAGCGCCAGGAGCAGCGGCAGCAGCAGGGCCGGUCACCCUCGCCCCCUCCCUGCUCCUGUGCACGCCAGUGCAAGCCAUGUCCUAUCCUCAGGGUUACCUCUACCAGCCCCCCGGCUCGCUGGCUCUGUACUCCUGCCCGGCGUACGGGGCGUCGGCGCUGGCGGCCCCCAGGAGCGAGGAGCUGGCCAGGUCUUCGUCGGGAUCGGCGUUCAGCCCUUACCCGGGAUCGGCAGCUUUCACCGCCCAGGCGGCGGCCACAGGCUUCACCAGCCCGCUCCAGUACUCCACAGACCCCGCCAAGAUAUUCCCCUCCUACAUGGGCUCCCCUUACGACGCCCAUACGACGGGGAUGACCGGAGCCAUCAGCUACCACCCGUACGGCAGCCCUGCCUACCCCUACCAGCUCAACGACCCCGCGUACAGGAAAAACGCCACCCGCGACGCCACGGCCACGCUGAAGGCCUGGCUGCAGGAGCACCGCAAGAACCCCUACCCCACCAAGGGCGAGAAGAUCAUGCUGGCCAUCAUCACCAAGAUGACCCUCACCCAGGUCUCCACCUGGUUCGCCAACGCCCGCCGGCGGCUCAAGAAGGAGAACAAGAUGACCUGGGCCCCGCGGAACAAGAGCGAGGACGAGGACGAUGACGAAGGCGAUGGCGCGAGGAGUAAGGAGGAGAGUCCCGAGAAGAUGCCCGAGAGCAAUGAAACCUCCGCGGAGGACGAAGGGAUCAGCUUGCAAGUGGACUCGCUGACGGACCACUCCUGCUCCGCCGAAUCGGACGGCGAGAAGCUGCCCUGCCGAGCGGGAGACCCCCUCUGCGAGUCGGGCUCGGAGUGCAAGGACAAGUACGAGGACAUCGAGGAGGAGGAAGAGGACGAGGAGGAGGACGAGGAGGAGGACAUCGAGGAGGACGACGGCGGCGGCGGGGAGCGCGACGGGGCGGCCAAGCCCGCCACCUCGUCGCCGCUGGCGGCCGUGGAGGCCCCGCUCCUCGGCCACCCGCACGCCGACGCCGCCCGCAGCGCUGGCAAGGCGGCGCUGGGGCCCCGCGCCUCCCCCGGGCCCCCGACGCCGGCCAGCAAGCCCAAACUCUGGUCUCUGGCCGAAAUCGCCACCUCGGACCUCAAGAGUCAGACCCUGGGCCAGGGCUGCCAGCCUGCCCCGCUCUCCUCGGCCACCCCCGCCUCCGCCCCGCACAGCGCUGCCUACUCGCCCUCCUCCCUCCUGGGGAGGCAUAUUUAUUACACCUCACCUUUUUAUAGCAAUUAUACAAACUAUGGGAACUUUAACGCUCUGCAGAGCCAGGGAAUCCUGAGAUACAACUCCGCAGCAGUGGCUUCAAACGAGGGACUAAGUCAGACUGUCCUAAAUGCCAGCUCUGUCCACAAACAGAGCAGUGACUCUUUGAAAACGAUCACUAACCAGCUAGAACAGCAUUACAGGCCCUCUAGCUAUGACUCUAAGAAAGAUCCCACUGAAGUCUGCACAGUAGGAGUACAACCAUACCUAUAGAAGUGCAAUCACACAGCAAUGCAAGUAGGUGUCACAAUUGCUUUGAAAAAAGUCAGCAAGCCAUCAUCUCUCCCCGAGCUAAUAUAUAUAACAAAUCUCUAAAUCCGGAUCACAUCUGGUGCCACUGUAUAAAAGAAGACCACAGAGCACUAUUAAAUCUCCAGAAUCUAAUUAUUAAACCAGAAUUUUGUUGGACAUAUGUGAGUUUGCUGGUAUAGUAUAGUUUCCCCAAUGUAUGUGUGACUUUUGAAAACAGAUCUGUUUUUCUCAGGAUAUCUUGAAUUGAUCACUUCAUUGCCACGGUAUCUAUUCGAUAGGUGUGAUAGGAUUUAUUGUAAAAUUUAUUUGUAAAAGAUGUAUACAGUAGAGAAAAUAAAGACGUGAUUGGAGAACUGAGUCCUUACAAAGUGGAAACAAAUUUGAUAUUUAUUUUUGUAACGAUAUAAAGCUUCUAGUAAUUUAUGCAAGUUGUAUUGCAAUGAAAUCUGAACUUUUUGUAAAUAAAUUUUGCCUGGUUUUUAUUUGAAACGUUGAUGGUU
Ficedula albicollis (Collared flycatcher) is the source of this 2062-nucleotide messenger RNA. RefSeq names its product iroquois homeobox 2 (gene IRX2). The transcript is spliced from 6 exons. NCBI's taxonomy places the organism in Eukaryota, Metazoa, Chordata, Aves, Passeriformes, Muscicapidae. The record is from RefSeq and is a predicted model, not a curated record. Gene Ontology annotation, molecular function: DNA-binding transcription factor activity, RNA polymerase II-specific; RNA polymerase II cis-regulatory region sequence-specific DNA binding. The coding region runs from base 87 to 1523 and encodes 478 amino acids. Gene Ontology annotation, cellular component: nucleus. Gene Ontology annotation, biological process: neuron differentiation; cell development; regulation of transcription by RNA polymerase II.